UGGCUGUGAGCAGCGCCGACACAGGAAAGUGCGGAAACGCCGACGACAAAGCAUGCGAGAAGUUUCAACCUGCCUCUGUUCACUUGCCGAGGAAUGACCAUGGAACUAAACACAACAUGGCACUUUGAUAUCACGGGCAAGAAAUGUGAAAAGAAAUUCCAUGCAGACCUACAGUGAAAUAUCUACAGAAAUGCAGUUUGAAACGUGCGUAAACUCUCAAGGACGCACUUGAAACAUUUGUUUUAUUACUCCAUAGAAAAAUAACAAUGAGUCUAGAAAAUACUACCUCGGAAGUCACCAACGGGACCGCAGUACCAAGAGUUCCAACCAUCCCGAUCAUCAUGUUCAUAUUUGGCGUGGUUGGUAAUGUCAUCGCCAUUGUGGUGCUUCGCAAGUCUAGAAAGGAGAAGAAAGAGACGACCUUUUACACUCUGGUGUGUGGGCUCGCUGUCACCGACCUGCUCGGCACUCUUCUGGCGAGCCCCGUGACUAUCGCGACAUAUAUGAAGGGAAAGUGGCCAGGUGGAGACAGCGCUGGCCCGCUGUGCCAGUACUCGGGUUUCAUUCUGCUCUUCUUCUCCCUGGCCGGGUUGGGAAUCAUCUGUGCCAUGUCCAUAGAGAGGUAUCUUGCCAUCAACCACGCGUACUUCUACAGUCACUACGUGGACCAGCGACUAGCCGCCCUCACGCUGCUGGGCAUCUACUUGUCCAACAUUCUGUUUUGUGCGCUCCCGACCAUGGGGCUCGGGCAGAUCAAACUCCAGGACUCCAGGACCUGGUGUUUUAUCGACUGGCAGACCGAAAACGUUACGCACGCCGCCUUCAACUACAUGUACGCCGGCUUCAGCUCGUUUCUCAUUCUGGCUACGGUGAUCUGCAACUUUCUGGUGUGCGGGGCGCUGAUUAUGAUGCACAGGCGCUUUGUGCGGAGGACUUCUCUUGGUACCGACCAUGGGCGCAUCGCGGAGCUCCGGCGGAGACGAAGUAUCGGGCGGCUGGCAGGAGUUGAGAUGCAGAUGGUAGUCCUGCUCAUCGCGACGUCCAUAGUUGUCCUCAUUUGUUCCAUACCUUUGGUGGUGCGUGUGUUCGACAACCAGCUGAACCGGCCGCCCCCGGCGGAACGCAAGUACCCCGACCUGGAGGCCAUCCGCAUCGCCUCGGUCAACCCCAUCCUGGACCCCUGGAUCUACAUCCUCCUCAGCAAGACGGUCCUGCUGAAGCUGCUGGACAAGAUCAAGUGCCUGUUCUGCCGCAUCGGUCGCCGCGGCAACGGGCACCACCACGGGCACUACCACCACGGCAACGGGCGCCCGCAGGACUCGCGCUGCGCCAGCGGGGCGCCCACGUCCUCGGUGGUGUCGCGCGACUCGCCCUCGCUGGUGUCCAGGGAGCUCCGCGACGUGGUCAGCACCUCGCAGACGUACCUGUGCCCGUCGGACGGGGCGGCGCUGGCGGGGGGGGGCACGAGCCCCCCCGCGGUGGAGCGGGCGCUGCUGGGGGGGCAGACCAGCUUGCUCAGCUGCCCCGGGCUGGGGCUGGGGCAAGAGAACGGCAGGACGCAGGGCACGGGGGUGGGUCUCACUCAGACGGAACAGCUGCCCUUCUGCCCCAAACAGCCCCCCCUACAGGUGACUUUUACUGAUGAGACGCUCAAUCUGCAGGAGAGGAGUAUAUGAGAUGCGCACGUGUUUGUGUGUGUGUGUGUGUGUGUGUUUGGGAGAGGAGGGGUCCUGAUUCCUGAAGGAUGUUGGCGGAUGAUAGUGGGGGCUACGCUUUUUGGUUCAUGAACAAACAUAAACGUAACAUCUACUGUUGCAAGAGAGAGAGAGAGAGAGAGAGAAUGUGUGUGUCUGUGUGUGUGUGUGUGUGGGCGCGCGUGUAUGCAGAGGAUUGAGAGUGAGAGGAAGCCGUUGAGAAUGUGCAGACGUUGAGCAUGGGAAAACCCUGAAUGUAUAACAAAGCCCAGGAGCCUGCAGCCACGCGUUUGACGGCGACCUUUGAACUUUGCGGUGGCGAGAUGGACGCAAACAAUUGCCGUGGGAAACUACGCCAGAAAGACUGCACAGGAAAGGGAACCACAUCAAGAGCCAAACACGAGCGGAGGAGAUCUGGACUUGCAGAAGUGAAACACAAACUCACAAGAAAGACGUCGGAUUUGAAACAAUGGUUCCUGGCUGACUGCUGAAAGAUCUGUUAUCUAUCGCUGAAAGUCAGUAAAGUAUUAAGCUAUUGAGGUUUACUGACGAACAUUGGCCUGAUUAAUGCGGUAGAGGACAAAUCACAAUGAAGUUUGAUGUCAUGUCAGAUUAUUUGUUGGUGUUAUUGUUUUUGUUUCCGCUAGUGUUCUGUGAUUAGUUUGUUUGUUUGUUUGUUUGUUUGUUUGGCUGUUAAUGAAUCAUCGGUGGCUCUGCUGUAGAUUCAGAGCGGGUGGGAGCCGAAGUGCAUUUGUCAAACUGAUACUGCUGACUCAACUUCUCACUGGCCUCAACACAUGUGGCCCAGCGCUGAAUUUCCAAGAAAGACAAAGAGUCUGACAGAGAAGCACAUGUUGAAACGACGCAUUUCCACACACCCGUAGCUCAGAAACAGCAUGCCCGUUUUAGCACAACGGCUCCCAGGGACCGAGUCGAUCUGCAGAGACACUGAAAGGGUCUGUCAUAUUUACUGCACUUUUGCAUCUUUUUCUCAAGGGCCUUUGGUCUGCGCCGGACCCACUGAUCAAGUGACCAGCUGUACUUAAUGAACGUCCUUAAAAGAUAGCCUGUACAUAGCCAUAUUGCUGAAAAUGUGAAGUGUUUAGUGCAAUGGUAUUAUUUAUUUAUGAAUGUAAAACACAAUUCUUCUCUGUGAGAAGGUCUGAUUUAAUUGUGCUGGUUUCAAAAAGCUAUUAAGAAAUCAUUUGGAUAUUGUAAAGAGAAGAUAAAGUUCCUCAGUCUUGCCUAGUUUGUGUCAUUGAAAUGAUGUCAUGUCACUCAACAAGAGCAGCUGAAACUCACACUGGUUGUUCAUCAGAGUAGUGCAAACAUUAAUGUGAAUGUGAACAAAACAAACAUUAGUGUUGAAAGAGAAUGGACAUUAAUGUGAAUGUGGGCGAACAUUAAUGUGAAAGAUAUUUCCACUGGGUAGAGAAAGGGGAAUAGAGGUGGCACAUAAGCUGGGUCAGACACUAAUCUGCAUUCUACAGUGUUAUCUGUGCUGACCUUCUACUAGUGACUGAAGCCACUUUAUUCUACGUUGUGAGUGUAACAGGUAAUUUUAGUCGUUUGUUAUCCAAUGAUUGCUGCUUUUGCCAUUCUUGCAUGUUGAUUAUUAUUGAAUCACGUUGCAAUUUUCCUCCAACUGAAUUGAAAUCGGCCACUUGUUUUUGGAGAAAAAAAUAAACCUUAAAUGAAGAAAC
Messenger RNA from Sardina pilchardus (European sardine), 3397 nucleotides. RefSeq names its product prostaglandin E receptor 4 (subtype EP4) b (gene ptger4b). Gene Ontology annotation, biological process: adenylate cyclase-activating G protein-coupled receptor signaling pathway; inflammatory response; positive regulation of cytosolic calcium ion concentration. Gene Ontology annotation, cellular component: plasma membrane. The record is from RefSeq and is a predicted model, not a curated record. NCBI's taxonomy places the organism in Eukaryota, Metazoa, Chordata, Actinopteri, Clupeiformes, Clupeidae. Gene Ontology annotation, molecular function: prostaglandin E receptor activity. The coding region runs from base 267 to 1676 and encodes 469 amino acids. The transcript has 2 exons.